UGCCUGAGGAAGCGGACCAGAGAGUCUGUGAAACGUGUAGGAAAAGACAGUUUGGCACCAAUUGCUACUCCCUGAACACCAACAUAUCUCCCAACAGCAGAUCCUUCUGAGAAGUCUGGACCUUUAUCUUGGAAUGGGAUGUGCUCUUGAUGCUGAUCUGUUUAUAAAUUCCUGGCUUCUCUUGGCAGCCUGCAACCGACUCAAAAGAUGCAUCAAACGAAGAAAGAGGUUUUCAAUAUUUUUAUUGCGCUUCAUAUACAAUGAACACUGAGUUCCAAAUUGUAGGUUGCCUGAGCAGAUUUGGGUGUUCCAGGUGUCCCAAGCGCAGAGUCAUAGUCUCACAAACCAGGAAGUAUUACAAUACUGUUUAUGUACAUUUGCCCAAAGAAGGACAAAGCUUUCAAAUUGGAGUACCUCCAGGAAUUCCACCUUUCGAGCCUUAUCUAUAAAGCAAAAUGAAUGAGAAUAUGCAGUCCUCAAAAGAAGAGAUCGCAAUGGGCCAGAAGAGUCCUCGGGGUAGCAGGUUGGAGCAAGGAUUGUGAGCGAAUGAUUGAGAAUAUGCAGUCCUGAAUUAGAGAGAUCACAGUGGGCCAGAAGAAGCAGAGUCGGCAGGAAGCAGAAUAUGCAGUCCCCAAUGGAAGAUAUCGGAAUGGGCCAGAAGAAGCAGAGACGGCAGGGGAAGCAGAAUGAAUGAGAAUAUGCAGUCCCCAAUAGAAGAGAUUGCAAUGGGCCAGAAGCAGUGUUGGCAGGGGAGCAGAAUAUGCAGUCCCCAAUGGAAGAGAUCGGAAUGGGCCAGAAGAAGCAGAGUCGGCAGGGGAAGCAGUUGGGUACAUGGAUUCACCCUGCUCAUCCUGAAGAUGUACAUCAUAGCUGUGAUCACCGGGCAGAUCCGACUGCGCAAGAACGCCUUUGCCAAUCCAGAAGAUGCCAUGAGACAUGGGGGAAUCCAGUACUACAGACAGGACCCUGAUGUGGAGCGAUACCGGAGGGCCCAUAACAAUGACAUGGAGAACAUUUAUCCGUUCUUGUUCCUGGGAGCGGUCUACUCUCUGCUCAGUCCCAACCCCACCAUCGCCAGGAUCCAUUUCCAGAUCUUCUUCAUAUGCCGGGUGCUCCACACCGUGGCUUAUGUCUUGGCUCUGAAACCACCCACACGUUCCGUGGCCUAUAUCAUUGCUCAGCUGCCCUGCUUCUCUAUGGUCCUUCAGAUUCUCUACUCUGUCGCCUCCUUCUGGUAACCAAAGGCCAAAGCAUUCCUUAGCUGAUUCAUUCAUAAUGCGCAGUGGCGCAUCAUCAUUUAUUUAUAUAUAGCCUUUCCUUUCAGCCAGAGGGCUAGUUAAAGCCACAGCUCUCUCUGCUACAGAUGAAGGUUACUCUUAAGAGACUGCAGAGAUCUUGUCGCAGCUUGGAACCUUUUUUAUUGUUUUAAUAAAUGGGGAAGCUCACUUGAACUUUCCCAGCAUCCUUUAUUCUGUACUUGACAGAUUGGAUUAUUAAAGUGGUUGUUCUCCUUUAAAUUAA
Xenopus laevis (African clawed frog) is the source of this 1521-nucleotide messenger RNA. It is a transcript of the gene ptges.L, whose product is annotated as prostaglandin E synthase L homeolog. The transcript is spliced from 12 exons. Gene Ontology annotation, molecular function: glutathione transferase activity; prostaglandin-E synthase activity. Gene Ontology annotation, biological process: prostaglandin biosynthetic process. Bases 687 to 1238 code for a protein of 183 amino acids. The record is from RefSeq and is a predicted model, not a curated record. Gene Ontology annotation, cellular component: perinuclear region of cytoplasm; membrane. Lineage: Eukaryota; Metazoa; Chordata; Amphibia; Anura; Pipidae.